GCCGAGCCCCGCCGCCGGAGCCACGGCACCGCCGCAGCCCGCGGAGGGCUCUGCCUCGCUGCUCUUUAUUUGUUUUGCCUCCUCUCUUGCUUUUUUGUCUGGGGUUUCUUUGGUUGAUUUUUUUUUUUUUGUCCUCAAUUUUUUUUUUUUUUUUUAAAUCGCAUUUUCCACCCCCCCCUCCACCCCUCUCCCUUCUCGCCCUUCCCUCUCCACUCGCCCGGGCUCUGCGGAAGGAAGCGCCCGCGCUGCCCCGCGGCCGGAGCGCCCCGCGCCCGCCCAGAGGGGCCCCGUGGAUGUGCGGAGCUCCCCCCGGAGCCCUCCCGCCACCUCUUUGUCCCCACACACCUACGAUCUUUUUUUUUUAAAUUCCCUAUUUUUUAAAAUUUUUUUUUUAAUUUUCAAGCAGACCUGAGCAUCACCGGGGGCUGGGAGGGUGGGGGGCCCCGCGGCGCUGCCAGACCGACCCCUGCCCAUCGCUCUUAAGGAACUCUCAUGGCUUCACGGCUGCAGACAAGUUGCCGUGCAUCGUGGUGGACUAUCGGAGUUUGCAUCCUGGCAGCCGCGCUCCUACCAGGGCUGCAAGCUCAGACUGUCUUGGUCAAUGACUCGGUGUCGGGGUUCAUCGGCACGGACGUGGUGCUGCACUGCAGCUUCACCAACCCGCUGCCCAAUGUGAAGAUCACGCAGGUGACGUGGCAGAAAGCCACCAACGGCACCAAGCAGAAUGUGGCCAUCUACAACCCUGCCAUGGGCGUGUCCAUCCUGUCCCCCUACAAGGAGAGGGUGAUUUUCCGGAACCCUUCCUUCAAGGAUGGCACCAUCCAGCUGUCCAGGCUGGAGCUGGAGGAUGAGGGUGUUUACAUCUGGGAGUUUGCCACUUUCCCAACCGGCAACAGGGAAGGGCAGCUGAACCUCACCGUGCUGGCCAAGCCCACGAACUGGAUGGAGGGCACCAAGAGGCCACUCAUCGCCAAGUCUGGCAGGACAGAAAAGAUCCUGGUAGCCACCUGCACCUCCUCCAACGGGAAACCCCCCAGCACCGUCACCUACACGAAGCUGAAAGGGGAGGCCGAGUUCCAGGAGAUCCGGAACAGCAACGGCACGGUGUCGGUGAUCAGCCGCUACCGGCUGGUGCCCAGCCGCGAGGCGCACCGGCAGCCGCUCACCUGCGUGGUCAACUACCAGCUGGAGAGGUUCACCGACAGCAUCACCCUCAAUGUGCAGUAUGAGCCAGAAGUCACCAUCGAGGGCUUUGAUGGCAACUGGUACCUGAACCGCAAGGAUGUGAAGCUGAUCUGCAAAUCUGAUGCCAACCCCCCAGCUCACACCUACGAGUGGAAGCUGCCAAACGGGACCCUGCCAGGGAGUGUGGAAAUCCAGAACAACACCAUCUACUUCAAAGGGCCCGUGUCCUACAGCGUGGCCGGCACCUACGUCUGCGAGGCCACCAACGCCAUCGGGACACGCUCGGGCUUGGUGGAGGUCAAUGUCACAGAAUUUCCCUACACCCCGUCUCCAAUCGAUGAUCCCAAAUCCAUGGUGCAGCCGAACAUCCCCACACCGGUGAUUGGGGGCAUAGUGGGAGGCGUCUCGCUGGUCCUGCUGGUGGCCGUGGUGCUCUUUGUGGUACUCCGGCGCCGGCGUCACACCUUCAAGGGUGACUACAGCACAAAGAAGCACGUGUACGGCAACGGCUACAGCAAGGCUGGCAUCCCACAGCACCACCCCCCCAUGGCCCAGAACCUGCAGUACCCCGACGACUCGGACGACGAGAAGAAGCCGGGCCCCUUGGGCGGCAGCACCUACGAGGAUGAGGAUGAGGAUGCGGGAGGAGAGCGCAAGCUGGGCGGCCCCAAAGCCUACGAGGAGGAUGCCAAGAGGCCUUACUUCACCGUGGACGAGGGCGAGGCCCACCCCCAGCCCUACGACGAGAGGACACUCGGCUUCCAGUACGACCCCGAGCAGCUCGACCUGGCCGACAACAUGGUGUCGCAGAACGACGGCUCUUUUAUUUCCAAAAAGGAGUGGUACGUGUAGCUCCACGCCCCUGCUACACUCACACACCAAACACACAC
Catharus ustulatus (Swainson's thrush) is the source of this 2075-nucleotide messenger RNA. RefSeq names its product nectin cell adhesion molecule 1 (gene NECTIN1). Gene Ontology annotation, cellular component: adherens junction. Gene Ontology annotation, biological process: homophilic cell-cell adhesion; protein localization to cell junction; heterophilic cell-cell adhesion. Lineage: Eukaryota; Metazoa; Chordata; Aves; Passeriformes; Turdidae. The record is from RefSeq and is a predicted model, not a curated record.